Messenger RNA from Leptopilina heterotoma, 2710 nucleotides. RefSeq names its product serine/threonine-protein phosphatase alpha-2 isoform. Gene Ontology annotation, molecular function: protein serine/threonine phosphatase activity. Bases 190 to 1176 code for a protein of 328 amino acids. The record is from RefSeq and is a predicted model, not a curated record. Gene Ontology annotation, cellular component: nucleus; cytoplasm. The transcript is spliced from 5 exons. Lineage: Eukaryota; Metazoa; Arthropoda; Insecta; Hymenoptera; Figitidae.
CUUGUUCGCAGUGAAAAGGGGAGAGGAGUGCGCGGUUGUUCGGGCGGCCAUUGCGAGUACCUUGUCGAAAAUUGCGUUCGCGAGUUCAAGUUCUGUGCUUUUUUCGGCAACAUCCAAGAUAAUCAGGAACUAUUUUAUUCGCAAGGUGCUACAAGUAAAGCCCCGGGACGUGCAAACAACCCCGGCCCGAUGGCUGAAACCGACAAACUCAACAUUGACAGCAUUAUAGCUCGGCUCUUGGAAGUACGGGGAGCACGACCUGGAAAAAAUGUUCAGCUGACAGAGGGCGAAAUUCGAGGACUUUGUUUAAAGUCCCGAGAAAUAUUUCUCUCGCAGCCAAUUCUACUCGAAUUAGAGGCACCCUUAAAAAUUUGUGGUGACAUUCAUGGACAAUAUUAUGACCUGCUUCGACUUUUCGAGUACGGAGGAUUUCCACCCGAGAGUAACUAUCUAUUUUUAGGAGAUUAUGUCGAUCGAGGGAAACAAUCUUUAGAGACAAUUUGUCUUCUUCUUGCCUAUAAGAUCAAGUACCCUGAAAAUUUUUUCCUGUUGAGAGGAAAUCACGAGUGUGCAUCGAUUAACAGGAUAUAUGGCUUUUACGAUGAAUGCAAACGUCGUUACAACAUCAAAUUGUGGAAGACAUUCACAGAUUGUUUCAAUUGCUUACCGGUGGCGGCGAUUGUUGAUGAGAAAAUUUUCUGCUGUCAUGGAGGUUUAAGUCCCGAUCUACAAAGUAUGGAGCAAAUAAGACGUAUCAUGAGACCAACUGAUGUACCUGAUCAGGGAUUAUUGUGUGAUUUGCUUUGGUCCGAUCCCGACAAGGACACUAUGGGCUGGGGUGAGAACGAUCGCGGUGUUUCAUUUACAUUCGGCGCCGAAGUUGUUGCCAAAUUUCUUCAUAAACAUGAUUUCGAUCUCAUAUGUCGAGCUCAUCAGGUUGUUGAAGAUGGUUAUGAAUUCUUUGCUAAACGACAAUUGGUGACAUUAUUCUCCGCGCCAAAUUAUUGCGGUGAAUUUGAUAAUGCAGGUGCCAUGAUGUCUGUUGAUGAAACGCUAAUGUGUAGCUUUCAAAUAUUAAAGCCAGCAGAUAAGAGGAAGUUUACGUAUGGAGGUUUAAAUGCUGGACGACCGGUAACACCGCCACGAGGUCCAAACAAUAAAAAUAAAAAGAAGUGAAACCUCCUAGAAUUGCUUCGAACGCGACAUUUAGGAUCUUAAGACCUCUUCCUACCCCCCCUACUACCCCCAUUCGCCCCCUCAUCCACUCAACAUAUUAAAGACUUGUCUUUAAAGUCUUUGUAUGAGAAAAAAGAGUAAUUAUUACGGAUACAUCAUAAACUAUCUGCGGAGCCAUCCACAAAAAAGCAAUGAUCACAACUAUCUCACUUUGUAGAAGAGUUUCCGGAGGAUCAUUGUUUAUCGAAUGAAUAAAAUAAGGAUGAUCCAAAGAAAAUAACUGUCCCUAGUAGGAAAGCGAGUAGGUGGCCUUCAGAAAAGUACAAUGCAAAAAAGAAACCUAUUUCAAUAAAAUCUGAGUGACUCCAUUGUAGUAGUGUUAUGUUUUAUAUCACAAAAAAAUGCGGGUGUUUCUCAAUCGCAAAGGUCGACGUCGAAAGCAUUUUUCUCCAAAAAAAAACAAACAAAAAAAUGGUACAUUUUGAGUCUUUUUCUUUGAAUUUAUAUAAAUGUUAUGAAUAACGUGGUGAAAUUGUUAAUUUUAUUAAUUUUUUUUUUAAAUCAUUGUUACAAAAACUGAAAAUCACCUACCCGGCUAUUUUCUUCUAAGUAAUCUUAGAAUUUGUUUAUUUACGCACAACAAAAAAAAUGUGAGCAUAUUUUCAAUUAUUGGACAAAUUUAUGCAAUGACCAUUUAAAAAAAAAAAGAAAAGGGGUAUAUAAAAAAUCUCGAUCGACUCGCGAAUUUACUGCCUAGAAAACUUAUUUUACUGGACAAUAAGAAAAUAAUCGACUUGAGAUUAUCUAGGACAGUCAAGUUUCUCCGGAUACAUCUUCUGAAUCAUUAAAAAAAAAAAAAUUUAAUCUACUUGAGGAAAAAUUAAAAAUUUGUAUUCUUAAUUUAAAAGAAAGGAUAUAGAAAAUAAAAUCGAAUUUCUUCAGGAGAUUUAUCGUUAAUGCGUCAAAUAUACAAGAAGUAAUUAUUAAAAAUCCGUACCGAAAGAAAUCUUAUCGUAAAUAGGGAAGGAGAAAUAAAUCUUAACGUCCAUCGGAGACACUGUCGUCGUUUUUCCGUCCUCGAGAAAUCACGAGUUAAUAAAAAAGACUAAAAAAGAGUCAUUUCUGAUUUAAAAAAAAACUCGUUAUUUACUCAGGACGAAAAAUAUAACGUCGCCAAGUGUUUAACAAUUAUUAUCAUCAUCAACUAUCAUCCUGAAAGAUCAUUAUCAUUAUCGGCUUCCACUUCGCAGGUUAAAUUUACUGUUAUCGUGACCAAGGUGAAUUUUAAUUUUUAUUUAUAUGUAUACAUUUUUUUUUAAUUAUUUUUUUCAGUAAUUCCUUAUCCCUGAUUCCCUAUAAUGCACACCUUAUUCUUCCCCCCCAUUAGCACCGAAUUGUACCGAGAAAAGAAAAGAAAAAUUUCACUCUACUGACACUAUCGUGAAACGAUACAGCAAAUCCGCGAACUCCUCUCACGCACACAUCAUUGUACAUUCAUUUUUUUAUGAAUAAUAAAGAUCACCAAAAAAAAAAA